CAUCAGUAUACACAAAAUACUUACAUUCUUCCAGCAUUAGCUUCCUUUUUUCAUACUUGUGAUUGGAAUGCAGGUCGAGUUAAUAGUAAAAUUAAUCAACAAGGAGGAAAGAGAAUACGAGUUCAAGUCACUGCCACUUCACGGCAUAGAGUUGGUUUAAGUCAUGGGCUUAGAAAAGUUCGUCAAGGAAGACCAAGAAAAAACACUCAAGUUAACGAUACCGAAACAACCCAGAAGCUAAAUCAUUCAAUUAUGCCAACACGGAAAAGUCACCUAAAAAAACGCUCAUAUAACUUGAAUUGGGCUUUAAAAGAAAACAGACCUAAUGAUAUAAAGUAG
This is a messenger RNA of Dentiscutata heterogama, 339 nucleotides long. NCBI's taxonomy places the organism in Eukaryota, Fungi, Glomeromycota, Glomeromycetes, Diversisporales, Gigasporaceae. The record is from the annotation of a GenBank genome assembly.